CGCGAUUCAGAAACCGGUGGAGGAGCUGCGAGGAAGGCGGCCGCCAUGGAUCCAGCAGGAGCAUCGGUGGCCAACGACAUCGGAGAAGGAGAGAAAUUCGCGGUGGGGAAUAUUUAUUCGGUCAAGGUGAUCACCGGAGAUGAGUUCCGAGGGAUCGUCAUGGCUUACGAUCCCAUUUACAACUUCGUCUUUUUUGAAGAGGGUUCGAAACCUAGAGCUGGGCAUUCGAAGAAUACUAGGAUGGUGAAUGCGAAUUUCAUAACCGGGCUUUCUUUUUUGGGUAAAACUGAAGAUCCGCUUGUUUCAGACAAGUGUUCGGUUAAUAUCGACGGACUCCGAGCUAAAGAGGCACUUGCGAUCAGGCAAGCGGAAGCUGAAGCUGAGAGAAUGGGAGUUGGUGUUACCGCAGAGGCGCAGAGCAUCUUCGACGCAUUGUCUAAGACGCUUCCUGUACAAUGGGAAAACUCAGACAUUUUGGUGAUGAAAGAAGUACGAGUUCGUAGCCCGUAUCUUUCCGAUUGUGUCUUUGGAGGAACUGAUGCUGCCAACAACCGAGUCAAGAAAGUGCUUGAGCUGGAGAGACGAAGGUUGCAACUCUUUGGCACAUGAGGCCAGUGAAAAUAGUCGGUCAGCUAGAUCGCGAAAAAGGGUCAUGUUAACUCUAACCCGAAAAAGCGUCUAGAAAUCUGAUCGACCAGCGAGAAGUGGGCAUGUUCAUCGCUUUCGCUUGUUGUUGUCUUUACUUAGAAUCUGCUUUUCUUUAUAAGCAGAUUAGAGAUUUAUUUCACCCUGUUAUUGACAAGAACAGUGACUUCUUGUCCUCUUUUUUACCAGGCCUUCCGCUAAUUUAUAGCCAUGAUAAUUUCUUUUUCGAUGCAUAUUUGUGUGAUUGGUAUUGAAUGGGAUUGGAUUGAUGGGU
Molecule: messenger RNA, 919 nt
Organism: Eutrema salsugineum
Lineage: Eukaryota; Viridiplantae; Streptophyta; Magnoliopsida; Brassicales; Brassicaceae
Exons: 5
Coding region: 46-609 (187 amino acids)
Source: RefSeq, a predicted model, not a curated record